Molecule: messenger RNA, 2373 nt
Organism: Gavia stellata (red-throated loon)
Lineage: Eukaryota; Metazoa; Chordata; Aves; Gaviiformes; Gaviidae
Gene: PGR
Product: progesterone receptor
Exons: 8
Coding region: 1-2373 (790 amino acids)
Biological process (GO): steroid hormone receptor signaling pathway; regulation of DNA-templated transcription
Cellular component (GO): nucleus
Molecular function (GO): sequence-specific DNA binding; zinc ion binding; nuclear steroid receptor activity
Source: RefSeq, a predicted model, not a curated record
AUGACCGAGGUGAAGGCCAAGGAGCCCAGAGCGCCUCCGCCCGCCAGAGACGGGGCGGUCCUGCUGCAGGGCCAGCCCGGCCGAGACCCCUUCCGCAGGGAAGCGGAGGCCAUCGAAAUCUCCCUGGACCGGCUGCUCUACCCCAAGAGCAGCGACGAGGAGGAGGAGGAGGAAGAGGAGGAGGAGGAAGAGCCGCGGCAGCAGCAGCAGCCGGGGGAGGAGGACGAGGACCGGGACUCCGUCUCGUACCGGCCGGGGAGCGGCUCCCUCUCGGACAAGGACUCCCUGGACACCGUCCUGGACACUUUCCUGGCGCCCGCGGCUCAUGCCGGCUCUGCCGUGGCCGCGACGCCCUGGUCCUUCUUCGGGGCGGAGGCCGCGGAGGCGCCCGGCGUCCCGAUGAGCCGCGGCCCCUCGCAGAAGGAGGGUGAAGCCGCCCCGGGGGCGCCCGGCCCCUCGCAGCCCCCGCCGCGGCCCGCCCCGCUUUGGCCGGCCGGCGACGCUCUGACCGCCGCCGCUAAACCGCGGCCGGCGGGGGCGGGGGUCGGCGCGGAGGGACCCGCCGCAGCCCCCAAGGGCGAGGCCCCCGGGCUGUCGGCGGUGCCCGGCCCGGAGCGCGGCUUCGCCGGCGGCGGGGGCCGGCCGGGAGCGGAGGAGCCGGGGCAGGAGUACCUGCACGUGCCGCUGCUGCCGCUCAACUCAGCCUACCUGGCCUCGCGCACGCGGCAGCUGCUGGACGUGGCGGAGUACGAGGGCGGCGGCGGCGGCGGCGGCGGGGGGCCGCGCUCCUCGCCCCCCGCCCCGGACCUGGCGGGCUACGUCUACCCGCCGGCGGAGGCCAAGGAGGGGCACUUCGCCUACGGCGACUUCCAGCCGGAUCUGAAGAUCAAGGAGGAGGGUCUCGGCCUCCCCACCCCGUACUCGGGCGACAGGGCCACCCCCGCGGCCGGCUGCGCCGACUACCCGCAGCCCCCGCGGGCCGGGCAGGAGCCCUCGCUGGAGUGCGUCCUCUACAAGACGGAGCCCACCCUCCUGGCCGGGGCCUACGGGCCGGCGGCGCCGCCGCCCGACAGCCUGCCCUCCACCUCGGCCGCGCCGCCGGGCCUCUACCCGCCCCUGGGUCUCAACGGGCACCAGCCCCUGGGCUUCCCGGCGGCGGUGCUGAAGGAGGGCUUGCCCCAGCUGUGCCCGUCCUACCUCGGCUACGUUCGGCCAGAUACAGAAACCAGCCAAAGUUCUCAGUAUGGUUUUGAAUCACUACCCCAGAAGAUUUGUCUGAUCUGCGGUGAUGAGGCUUCUGGUUGCCACUAUGGAGUACUUACCUGUGGAAGUUGUAAAGUCUUCUUUAAAAGGGCAAUGGAAGGGCAACACAACUAUUUAUGUGCUGGAAGAAAUGACUGCAUAGUUGAUAAAAUUCGUAGGAAGAACUGUCCAGCAUGUCGCUUGAGGAAGUGCUGUCAAGCCGGUAUGGUCCUGGGAGGUCGAAAACUAAAAAAGUUUAACAAAAUUAAGGUUGUGAGGACAUUAGAUGUCGCGCUCCAGCAGCCAGCAAACCUUCAAGAUGAAAGCCAAUCUCUAACCCAAAGGCUGUCCUUUUCUCCAAAUCAAGAAAUACAGUUUGUUCCCCCAAUGAUAAGUGUUCUACGAGGCAUUGAGCCAGAAGUUGUCUAUGCUGGUUAUGACAAUACAAAACCUGAAACACCAAGUUCCUUGCUGACCAGUCUAAAUCAUCUUUGUGAGAGGCAACUUCUUUGUGUAGUCAAGUGGUCUAAAUUGCUACCAGGAUUUCGGAAUUUACAUAUUGAUGAUCAGAUAACCCUCAUCCAGUAUUCCUGGAUGAGUCUAAUGGUUUUUGCAAUGGGAUGGAGAUCAUACAAACAUGUCAGUGGUCAGAUGUUAUAUUUUGCACCAGAUCUGAUUCUAAAUGAACAGAGGAUGAAAGAAUCAUCGUUCUAUUCCCUGUGUCUCUCCAUGUGGCAACUCCCACAGGAAUUUGUCAGACUUCAAGUUAGCCAAGAAGAGUUCCUGUGUAUGAAAGCACUGUUACUUCUUAACACAAUUCCUUUGGAAGGUCUAAGAAGUCAAAGCCAAUUUGAUGAGAUGAGAACGAGUUACAUUAGAGAACUGGUGAAGGCAAUUGGUUUGCGCCAGAAAGGUGUUGUGGCCAACUCGCAACGCUUCUAUCAACUUACAAAACUGAUGGAUUCCAUGCAUGAUCUAGUGAAACAGCUCCAUCUCUUCUGUCUGAACACAUUUCUCCAGUCCCGUGCACUGAGUGUGGAAUUCCCCGAGAUGAUGUCAGAGGUGAUUGCUGCCCAGCUACCGAAGAUUCUGGCAGGGAUGGUGAAACCUCUUCUCUUUCACAAAAAGUGA